This is a messenger RNA of Cottoperca gobio, 2267 nucleotides long. RefSeq names its product cytokine receptor-like factor 1a (gene crlf1a). The coding region runs from base 333 to 1517 and encodes 394 amino acids. NCBI's taxonomy places the organism in Eukaryota, Metazoa, Chordata, Actinopteri, Perciformes, Bovichtidae. Gene Ontology annotation, biological process: cytokine-mediated signaling pathway. Gene Ontology annotation, cellular component: external side of plasma membrane. The transcript is spliced from 8 exons. Gene Ontology annotation, molecular function: cytokine receptor activity; protein binding. The record is from RefSeq and is a predicted model, not a curated record.
UUGAGAAGGGAGAAGACUGCAAACAGGACGCGGUAUACUCACUCUUUUAGCCUUUACGGAGGACGUGUUUCCUUAUGGCUUCUCAGAGGGGGACUUUUUCCACCGGGUCACACUUUUUCUAGUGCGCUCCUUCAACUGAGUUGUCUUGUUAAUAAAAUCCGGAGCAGUCAGCUUUUGAACCCGUGCUGGUUUUUUCUCUCCCCUCUUUCCACACUGUGCGUAAUUUCUAUCCAGGAUCGAGAAAAAAGGCGACAUCACAACAACACGAGGACGAGGAAUCAACACAGAGAUACAAAACAAAACAAACGAACUGGUGGGGGGGGGGUUGGGAAAUGAAAGGCGUCUUGGAUAUCUGCUGGAUUUUCCUCCUGCUGCACACUCCCGGCGUGCUGUCCUUGUCCACACAUGUAGCAGUUAUUUACCCGCAGGACCCCGUCCUCCGAAUGGGGUCCAACCUGACCGCCAGUUGCUGGGUCCACCCCGACCUGGGCGUCCAUGCCAGCUCUCUGUUCUGGACGCUCAACGGUCAACAGCUGCCCGGCUCCCUGUACAGAGUGCUGAGCCCGACCAACCUCAGCGUGACGUUAGCCGGACUCAACGCCUCCAGGCAGACGUCCGGCGACAACCUGGUCUGUCACAACCACAAGGGACACAUCUUGGCUGGCUCCUGCCUCUACGUCGGGAUGCCACCAGAGAAGCCGGUCAAUCUGACCUGCUGGUCCAGGAACACCAAAGACCUGACUUGCAGCUGGGCUCCAGGAGGAAAAGGAGAGACUAACAUUAGCACACAGUACACAUUCAAGUACAAGCUCAGGUGGUAUGGCAAGGAGAAGGAGUGUGAGGAUUACACUCAUACGCAGCCUUACUCCUGCAGCAUCACUCGGGACCUGCACCUCUUCACGCCCUAUGAGAUCUGGGUGGAGGCCUCCAACCAGCUGGGCCGGGCUACCUCCGAUGUCAUCACACUCGACAUCCUAGACGUGGUCACCACGGACCCUCCAUCAGGUGUGGCUGUCAGUCGUGUCGGGCAGUUAGAGGACCAGCUGAGUGUUCGCUGGGAGGCCCCGCCUGCUCUCAAAGACUUCCUGUUUCAGGCCAAAUACCAGAUCCGCUACAGACUGGAGGACAGCCAAGACUGGAAGGUGAUGGAUGAUGUUGGGAAUCAGACAUCUUGUAGAUUGGCUGGACUGAGACCUGGAACGGUGUAUUUUGUCCAGGUUCGCUGUAACCCCGUGGGUAUCUACGGCUCUCGUAAAGCUGGGAUCUGGAGCGAGUGGAGCCAUCCUACUGCUGCAUCCACACCCCACAGUGAGCGGUUGAUGUCGGGCUCCUGUGACUCAAAGUCCAGCGGGGACUCCAACUCCACCCUGCGCAGGGAGCUGAAGCAGUUCUUCGGGUGGGUGCGCAAACACGCCUACGGCUGCAGCAGCAUAUCCAUGAAGCUGUACGACCAGUGGAGAGUGCUGAUGCAGAAAUCCCACAAAGCCCGCAACCAGGUAGGUUCUCCAAGGGGAUAAAUCCUAGCACCCGCUGCCUUUACGAGCAGAAAUCAAGUCAAGAAAAGAACUGAGUGAGUGUGUUUUUGUCUAUGUGUGUGUGAGAAAGAGAGAUAGUAUUCGUAUAUGGGAAUUAUAAGACAUUUUGCUCUGGACAUUUUGUGCGAAUACCAGCUGUGGCCAUGAGAGGACUUCCAACGAGAAUCUGGGAUUUUCUUCUUUAUUGCAUCUUUUCCAGUUGAGCACUUUUUUUGUCUGAAAAGGUGCAAUGAGAAGAUGGACUUGCCAUGGACAUCCUGGUAUCAUCAUUAAAAAAAAGAGACCGUGUGGACUACUCAAAAGACGUUGUAGCAUGAAAAAGUCGGACAUCAGUAAAGACGUUUGGCGUGUACCAAACAUCUAAGUGUUGGCCGAGAAUCUAAAAGUAUUCUAACUUUCACUUGUGGAUCCAAAGCACCAUCUAGUGGCUGUUCAGCGUCCGUGGAUACUCCAAAUCAAAGCUUUCACUGUGGUCCUGAUGUACAAAGAGAAAACGCAAAACAAAUUAUCAUACAGUAUUUCUAAGCCAUGCUUUGUUAUAUAAGUGCCAAACUGGUUCACCCAGCAUUCAUGUGUUCUGAGCGACAGUAUGUGACGGAUGGUGUUUGUGUGUGGAGACGUUUCACUGCCUUUAUUUUUGUACUGAACUGUACCAGCAUAUUUAAAACUGUAUAAAGUUAUGUUUUAUGUCUUAAGUUAUGCUUAGUUAGUAAAGAAAUAUCAAUGACUGAA